AUGCGUUGAAUUUGGUAUGGUUGGGUGUGGUUUUGAUUAUUUUAUUUCCUGGCAGCUGAACGGGUUUUUGACGUACAAAGUACUGCCUAAUAAGUGCUUAAACAAGCCUUCGCUGAUUAAUUAAAAUUUCCUUUUUGAGUCUCUCGUUUGUAGGCUUGCCAGUACGCACCUUCACCAAUUAACACAUUGACUAGGCACCUACCUUAUCUGCUGUAUCUGCAGCAGUGAUACAGCUUGGCCUGUGCAGUAACAGCUGGGUGAUUCCACAAUGGCUGAUGGACGGCUCUCCAACACGCUCAUCACUGCCUCAUGGCUGACGCUCAUCAGCCUGCUGGCUGUGGUCAUUGCCUUUGCCACACCACACUGGCUUGAAACAGAUGGAUCACUGGAUGAGCCCAAGUUUGUCAAAUUAGGGCUGUGGACGGUUUGUUUCGACAAGUUCCAGGAGCGGCUGCGCCUGUAUGACACCGAGUUCUCCGGCUGCCGCUGGGUUCUGGACGAGGAGUACCAGAUCAUCGACUACCUGGUCCGGCCACCGUUUUUCGUGGCGGUGCAGCUGUUUUUCACGCUCUGCUUCCUGGCUUGCCUGUUGGCCGGUGUGAUGGUGAUGGCGGCCGUCUGCUGCAUGGAACACGAACGGGAGGGCAGUUUCCUCAAGGCCACCUCGUUCGUGCUGGGAUUCGCAGCCGUUACGGGCACCAUAGCGGUCAUCACGUUCGGCGCGCUCGGUGACGAGAGGGACUGGAUGCCCGACUACGACCACAACAACCUCUCCUGGAGCUUCGGGCUCGGCGCGGUCGGCUCGGUUCUGCUUUAUUUUGCCGGCAUCCUCUACUGGGUGGAGGCGCGGCGCGAGACCAAAAACUCCGACUUUGGCUUCUCGGCGCCGCCGGUGGCCUACGAGUCGUCGUCGCAGGUGUAAGCGGCCCGAGUGGAUGAUGUGUGCUGUCUCAGGCUCGGCCCAGGGUCGAGCCGACUGGACUCGGACUGGGCGUACCCCGUCUCGGUCACUGCUGGCGGACCAGGGUCGGAGGCCGCGUCUGCCGCUCCCCGGCGCAGUGGACUCGGCGUCUUACUGAGCUCCAACAAACACUGCCUUUGAGAGGCACCGGCUCGGCAAGCCGGCCAUGAGUGAACGAGUGGAUUUUAUUUUCGUGACGAGAAAUCUCUGCUUGAUCUGUCUAGACAUUUACUUUCUGAUUAGUGUUAGGCAUUUGCACCAGUGUAAACAUCUGCUUUGACAUUCCCGUUUGAUUGAAGAUCGCAGCAGUGUUUAUAUUACUCUCUUACAAUCAUGCGAGCAGAAGGUUUGUUGUGUGUUUUACUCGCGCUGUUUUAUUUUUUGAUCGAUUGCUUCCGUUAUUGCUUUUUGGCGAAUGAUGUUGCACGGUAUGUAGUUUAAGUUCAUAAUUGAACGUGUCUCUUGGUGCAUUUUUACCCGCUUUUUCCGUCGCGUAUAAUAACAGAGGACAUGUAGCCACGGAGAUGCUGGAGCCAGUGCGCUCGGUAACGCUUUUCGUCCGUCCG
This is a messenger RNA of Amphibalanus amphitrite, 1527 nucleotides long. RefSeq lists its product as uncharacterized. The transcript has 6 exons. Bases 269 to 922 code for a protein of 217 amino acids. Gene Ontology annotation, cellular component: septate junction; membrane. NCBI's taxonomy places the organism in Eukaryota, Metazoa, Arthropoda, Thecostraca, Balanomorpha, Balanidae. The record is from RefSeq and is a predicted model, not a curated record. Gene Ontology annotation, biological process: septate junction assembly; regulation of tube size, open tracheal system.